This is a messenger RNA of Rangifer tarandus platyrhynchus (Svalbard reindeer), 1281 nucleotides long. The record is from the annotation of a GenBank genome assembly. NCBI's taxonomy places the organism in Eukaryota, Metazoa, Chordata, Mammalia, Artiodactyla, Cervidae.
AUGGACUCGGCCGUCAGCGAACCGCAUAACGGCAGCGCCGAGGCAGGCGGCCCAACCAACGGCACAACGCGGCCGCCUUCCACGCCAGAGGGCAUCGCGCUGGCCUACGGCAGCCUCCUGCUCAUGGCGCUACUGCCCAUCUUCUUCGGCGCCCUGCGUUCCGUGCGCUGCGCCCGCGGCAAGAAUGCCUCGGACAUGCCCGAGACCAUCACCAGUCGGGACGCCGCUCGCUUCCCCAUCAUCGCCAGCUGCACCCUCUUGGGACUCUACCUCUUUUUCAAAAUAUUCUCCCAGGAGUACAUCAACCUCUUGCUGUCCAUGUAUUUCUUCGUGCUGGGAAUCCUGGCCCUGUCCCACACCAUCAGCCCUUUCAUGAAUAAGUUUUUUCCAGCCAACUUCCCAAACCGACAAUACCAGCUACUGUUCACACAGGGCUCUGGGGAGAACAAGGAAGAGAUCAUCAAUUAUGAGUUUGACACCAAGGACCUGGUGUGCCUGGGCCUGAGCAGCAUCGUUGGCGUCUGGUACCUGCUGAGGAAGCACUGGAUUGCCAACAACCUCUUCGGCCUGGCCUUCUCCCUUAACGGGGUAGAACUCCUGCACCUGAACAACGUCAGCACUGGCUGCAUCUUGCUGGGUGGGCUCUUCAUCUACGAUAUCUUCUGGGUAUUUGGCACCAAUGUGAUGGUGACAGUGGCCAAGUCCUUUGAGGCACCAAUAAAAUUGGUAUUUCCCCAGGACCUGCUGGAGAAGGGCCUGGAAGCGGACAACUUUGCCAUGCUGGGACUCGGAGACAUCGUCAUUCCAGGAAUCUUCAUUGCCUUGCUGCUGCGGUUCGACAUUAGCUUGAAGAAGAACACCCACACCUACUUCUACACCAGCUUUGCGGCCUACAUCUUCGGCCUGGGCCUUACCAUCUUCAUCAUGCACAUCUUCAAGCACGCCCAGCCUGCCCUCCUGUACCUGGUCCCUGCGUGUAUCGGCUUUCCUGUCCUUGUGGCACUGGCCAAGGGAGAAGUGACCGAAAUGUUCAGCUACGAGUCCUCAGCGGAAAUCCUGCCUCACACCCCGAGGCUCACCCACUUCCCCACAGUCUCGGGCUCCCCAGCCAGCCUGGCGGACUCCAUGCAGCAGAAGCUAGCUGGCCCUCGCCGCCGGCGCCCGCAGAAUCCCAGCGCCAUUUAUGAGGAGUCAAAUCCUAAGGAUCCAGCAGCAGUGACAGAAACCAGAGAGGGAAUAGAGGCGACCACAUCGAAGGGGCUGGAGAAGAAGGAGAAGUGA